Molecule: messenger RNA, 3669 nt
Organism: Myotis myotis
Lineage: Eukaryota; Metazoa; Chordata; Mammalia; Chiroptera; Vespertilionidae
Gene: BEGAIN
Product: brain enriched guanylate kinase associated
Exons: 6
Coding region: 601-2154 (517 amino acids)
Cellular component (GO): synapse
Source: RefSeq, a predicted model, not a curated record
GGGUUGGUGGGACAGAGCCGACCAGUACGUCUGGGAAGCCAUCCCCAGGCCAAGGGUAAACUGAGGCUCAGCAGGCUCCGGGAAGCCGGUUGCCUGGUGCGUGAGGAGGAGAUCUGGGCCCAGGAGCCCCUUGGGUGGUCUCGGCUCUGCCCAGAGCCCACCUCACAGCUGUCAUUUUCUUCCCACACUUGCCUCGUUGGCGUUGGCGGACCUGUUCCCUCUGAUCGUGUCUCCCCUGAGGCUGCGGGCUCGGUGGGGCGGGAACUGUGUUUGUCUCACUGGCUGCUGGGCGAGGCGGGGCAGCGGAAGGGGAAGGACAGAGGGUGACGUGGGUGCGUGGGUGUGUAGGUGAUGCAGCUGGGUCACAGCAGGAGUGGGCAGCCUGCACGAUGGUAGGGACCCAGCUGUGCUUGAGGCGUGUUGCAGGAGCAGAAGAGCGAGCUGCGCAAGCGGCUGUCCUACACCACGCACAGGCUCCAGAAACUCGAGAGCGAGUUCGGCUCCACGCGCAGCUACCUGGAGGUCGAGCUGCGGCGCGCGCAGGAGGAGCUCGAGAAGGUCACUUUGAAGCUGCGCAGGUCAGGGAUUCAAAGCAACUACAUGUCGCUGCAGCGGAUCAACCGGGAGCUGGAGCAGAAGCUGUACCGCAUGGGCAAGCACUACGACGAGGAGAAGCGAGCUCUGAGCCACGAGAUCGUCGCUCUCAACAACCACCUGCUGGAGGCCAAGAUGACCAUCGACAAGCUGGCCGAGGACAACGAGCUCUAUAGGAAGGACUGCAAUCUAGCGGCCCAGCUGCUGCAGUGCAGCCAGACCUACGGCAGGGUCCAUAAGGUGUCCGAGCUGCCCGCGGAAUUCCAGGAGCGCUUGAGCCUGCACCUGGAGAAGCACGGCUGCAGCAUGCCCUCCACGCACUGCCGCCCGGGCAGCGUGCCGCUCUGCGUCAUUGCCAAGGUGCUGGAGAAGCCGGAGCCCAGCAGCCUGUCCUCCCCCCUGUCGAUGUCGGUCUCGGUGUCGGAUGCCUCCACCCGAGACCUGGGCUUCCGGGAGGGGAUGCCCAAGUCGAGCCUGCUGCCCCCCUACAAGGAGGAUGCCUACUGCAGCGACUCGGCCCUCUUCUGCCCCGAGAGCCGCGACCGCGACCGGCGGCCCAGCGUGGACGCGGUCGCCAGCGAUAUGAGCUUCCUGCAGACCCAGAAUUCCACCGACAGCGCCUGCGGGGAGGAGGAGGCCGGGGCGGCGGCCUACCCCGAGGCCUACCCCGAGGAGUUCCGGCGGGAGGCCUUCCCCGGCUACACGGCCUCGCUGCCCACGUCCAGCUCCUACUCGAGCUUCAGCGCCACGUCGGAGGAGAGGGAGCACGGCGAGGCCAGCACCAUGACCGCCUCGCAGCGGGCCGUCUACCUGGAUAGCCGCGAGCAGCUCUUCCAGCGCCAGCCGGCCCCCACCUACCAGAGCAGCCGGCCCUAUGCCAAGGCCUCGGGGGCCCUGCUGGAAGCCCCAGUGCCCCCAGAGUUCGAGCUCGAGACGACCUUCCCCUCCCACCAGGCUGAGCCCUUCAGCCUCCAGGCCGUCCCCAAGACCCUGGUGUCUCCCAACCUGUGGAGCCUGCGGGCCAAGUCCCCGUCGUCCCGCAUGCCCCGGGGGGAGGCGCGCAGCCCGCGCGAGCAGUGGCGCCCCGUGCACGUGGAGGAGAUGGGGGCCCACGCCUUCCCGGUCCCCUCGCGGCGACUCUCGCCCCGCAGCUUCUCCCAGCGCCACUACGCCAGCGUGGCGCAUGGCCGCGCCAGCCCCCUGUACGCCAGCUACAAGGCCGACAACUUCUCGGAGGAUGACGACUUCUCCCAGGGCCACCUGGCCGAGUCCUGCUUCCUCGGGGCGUGCGGCUCUGCCAAGCCGAUGCCCAGCUACGCUGCCAGCGAAGAUGAUGGCGACAGGCCCCAGGGCCAGCUGUGCGGGGUGGCCAGCCCCGAGCCCGACAGCCUCUUCAGCUCCAGAGAUUCCUUCGAGCCCAGCUCCAUGGAGGGUUCCCCUGAAAUGCAUCCCGCGGCCCGCCGGAACCCCCAGGCAGCCUUCUCCCGGAGCCGGAGCUCCGGCCUCAGCCGCAAGGAUAGCCUCACCAAAGCCCAGCUCUACGGAACCCUGCUCAACUAAACGCCUGCCCACAGGCCACGGCCACGGCCGGGGGCACCCGCCGCCCACUGUGCAAUCUAGGGCGCUGCCCCACCUAUCUGGACACUUACUCCCCCGGGCACUGCCCACAAUGACUCCUCUCCCUCUUACUGACCCCUCUCUGCCUCGAACUGACCUCUCUCCCUCUUACUGACCCCUCUCUGCCUCAAACUGACCCCUCUCCCUCGUACUGACCCCUCUCUGCCUCAUACUGACCCCUCUCCCUCUUACUGACCCCUCUCUGCCUCAUACUGACCCCUCUCCCUCUUACUGACCCCUCUCUGCCUCAUACUGACCCCUCUCCCUCUUACUGACCCCUCUCUGCCUCAAACUGACCCCUCUCCCUCAUACUGACCCCUCUCUGCCUCAUACUGACCCCUCUCCCUCUUACUGACCCCUCUCUGCCUCAUACUGACCCCUCUCCCUCUUACCCCUCUCUGCCUCAUACUGACCCCUCUCUGCCUCAUACUGACCCCUCUCUGCCUCAAACUGACCCCUCUCCCUCUUACUGACCCCUCUGCCUCUUACCCCUCUCUCCCUCUUACUGACCCCUCUGCCUUGUAGUGACUUCUUUGACUUGUAGUGUCUCUCUCUCCCUUGUAGUGGACCCUCUCUCCCACAGUGACCCCUCUUCCACAGUGACACCCUUCCCACAGUGACCCCUCUGCCUCGUAGGACCCCUCUCCCACAGUGACCCCCCUCCCACAGUGACCCCUCCCUCGUAGGACCCCUCUGCCUCGUAGGACCCCUCUCUCACGUAGUGACCCCUCUGCCUUGUAGUGAACCCUCUCCCACAGUGACCCCUCUCCCUCGUAGGACCCCUCUGCCUUGUAGUGACCCCUCUCCCACAGUGACCCCUCUCCCUCGUAGUGACCAGUGCAGCCUGAGAAGAGGACCCCUGUGAUGUGUGACCCCAGCGCCACCACGACGGAACUCCCCGAGGACGUUUCUCACACCAACAUCGCUCCCCACCCGAGACGAGCAUUCCCCCCUUUUAUAAAGUGAAACUAUUUUUCUAGAGAUAAAGGGUCUUUCUCAACGCACGUGGCCUCCAGCUCCCUGGAUGGCAGCCUUGCGUUUCCAACACACAGCUCCUGUUUUCCGGGCGAGGACAUGUGGGGCCUGGCCCUUGGAGGGAAGGACAGUGUCGACACCUCGAAAGCCAGCGACAAGGAAACCUGGAGCUCUGCCCACAAGGAGGGGAACCCGCGGGUGAAGGGACGUGAGACGUCGUGAACUGUUUCCGUGUGCGGCUGACCCGCACCCAGCUCUCCCGUGGUCGUCGUCCCGAGUCGGGCCGGUGCUCAUCCCCGUUCCCGGUGCUCGUCCCCGUGUCCCGCUGCCCGCACCACCUGGCUCUACCUCAGCCGUAAAGAGCCUCUCGGACUCCGACCCCCGGCCCCCGACCCCCGGCCCCCGUCCCGUGGCUUGCUCUCCUGUCGUCUGUGAUGCAUGCCGUCCAGUCACUACUGUAUUUGACACUCACUAAUAAACGUG